Molecule: messenger RNA, 4556 nt
Organism: Amphimedon queenslandica
Lineage: Eukaryota; Metazoa; Porifera; Demospongiae; Haplosclerida; Niphatidae
Product: mucin-5AC-like
Exons: 6
Coding region: 284-4444 (1386 amino acids)
Source: RefSeq, a predicted model, not a curated record
AGUGUAACGUUAUUCAUACACUCCUUGGCCCUCUCUCCGCUACCAGAAAAUAAUAACAAGUGCUAAUGACUUUGUAAUUAUGGUAUGGGAAAGAUCCUCCUACUCUUAACCUGAUUGGCAUAACAGUAACGUCCCACGGUCCCAGUUUUUUGUUGGGCUCUGUGAGGCCACGACUUCAGUUGUGAGAGGCUCUUUAUAUUAGUGGGAAUCGUCUAAGUCGCGUCAGUGACUCAGUGUAUCUACUGACAGUAGGAGCGCUCGGUUCUGAUUAUACUCGUCUACUAUGGCUACAGCCGGUGAUUAUACUGACAGAGAAGGAGGCGAGUCCUUUCCACACGAAAAGGGCAGUCUCGUUCUUGUCAAGUGGAACGACGGGAUGGUCUACUUUGCCAAGAUCAAGAAGAUUGAUCACGCCAAGCGGAGAUGUGUUGUCAUCUUUGACGACCGCUCCACUGAUGAGGCCUCUUUCUCCCAAAUCCAUUCUGUCGACGAAACAACAACUGAUAUAAUUUGCAUCAAGUGCAAAAAGGACGAAUCUGAGCAUCCCAACGAAAUUGUCCUUUGCGACAUUUGUGGAAUAGGUUUUCAUCAGAAAUGUCAUAAUCCUCCUAUACCAGCAUCAGCACUGGAGCUCAAUAGCCCAUGGCACUGUAUGUAUUGUAUCAAGCAGGUGAAGAAUCCUUAUCUCACAGAAUCAAUCGAUGUCAUGCAAAGUCUUUUUGAAGAGGACGAAGAUGCCGACUCUACAAGAAUACUCCCGCAAGCAGUAAAAGUCAAAGUGGAGAGACAGGAGGAGGAAGAGGUGCAUGUACCAACUAGUUCAACCUCAGCAGCUCAGCCAGCAUUACCUGCACCACCACCACCACCAAAAAAGAGAAAAGUUGGUCGUCCAAGGCUUAGUGAGACUAGCAGGCGCAAUAGUGGUAAAGUGAGACCUCUUGAAGCUUUGAGACGAAAACUAGCCAAAUCUACAUCUGGUCCCGGAAGAAGUGGUACUUAUUCGUAUCGGGCAUCUCGUAAAAGACAGACUUCGCAACAAGAUGCGACUAGUUCUAAAUAUGGGCGUACGACAGUCGAGAGCUACACUAUAGCAGUGCAGCAGACCUCAGAAGGUAUCUUAAGUAACUCUUCAAGCGCUGUUGAAAAUAAUAACGAAGAAGAUGAUGAGAGUGAUUCAGACUCACUUAUAAUUUCAGCGAAGAAGCCUCGGAGUUUAAGAGUCUCUCUUACCUUGCCUCCUAGCAUAGACACUAGCCCAGUCUCAUCUACAACCCAGAGGAGCCCUCCUAAUAAUCCGCCGUCCUGGCAAGAACCAGCUCUGGAUGCUCCCGAGUCUUCACCAGAGCCAAUGCUUCAGAUAAAAGUUGAGGAGAGCGAGACUGAGGAAGGAGGAGAAAGCACGGAAUCUCCACUCACUGUAGUGACCAGUUCUAGUAGUUUAGAACAACAGAAAGAUGCUCCUGCUACCAGUGAAGCUGGUCCACCUCCUCUUAAUAGUACAGUGCCCCCUCCUCUAGUAGAUUUAGAAUCUUCUAAUCAUCAAGAGACUCAAAAUUCAUCAUCCAAUGAUAAAACUAGUAAUGAAGAUGUCCUUGUUCUUUCAUCUUCCAGUUCAUCUCUAGAGGCAGCAGCAGCUCCUGAUAAUCAAAAAUCUCCUAGUGAGCCAGUUCCAACAGUACAGGGCUCACCUCCUGAACCAGAUGUCAUUAUCAUUGAUGAUGAAUCUACUACUUCAAGUCGGAAAAGAAAGAGCUCUUCCAGCUCUACUAACAGUACCUCGGUCGUUACGAAUAAAAGCCCAGCUGAGACGAAAACACCUACUCCAUCAGUACCUCCUCCUGAUAGAUCCCUUGUCAAGAUAGUUCCUGGAGUGACUAGCCUAAUGCCUUCAAAGCACAAGCGAGCUUCUGUCAUUCAUACACCCUCUCCAGUUUCUACACCCUCUCCUCUUGAGCAGUUACAAAUGCAGGUCCAGGCACAACUAAAUAGGAAUAAUGUGUACACUUAUGGGGGCAGGAGGAAUUCUUAUCAUGGUAGUAAUAAUAGUAAGACUGUGACAACUUCAGCUUCUUCUCCAGCUGCAACUACUCCAUUAUCACACUUAAAUGAGGAGUCUGUUAACAAUCGACCCAGCAGUACUGCUAUACAAUCUCAGAAGCAUCCUGAUAAGAUAAUAUCUACUGCAUCAACUAGUAGGAAUAAUAAUAGUACAGUUGUCAGUGUCCAGCAGCAGCAUGGAAAAGAGUCUCCUACAGCCAAUGCUGGGAAAACUACUAAGACUAAUGCUGAAAAAACCUUCAGCAAAGAUAUUAUAACCAGCACAAGGUCAAGAAAGCCAUUGGCACCUCCAAUGCAUUAUGUAUCUGAAGCUACUACCAAAGUUCAUGAGAAGCUACGCAUGCUUUACAAGAACUCUGUUUCAUUGACAUCAGAUUCCUCUUCUCAGCUUGUCAGGCAACCAAAUCAUCAUCAAUCUACAUCACCCAGUACUACAUAUGUUAGCAUUGCUCCUGCAUACAGCAGCAGUACUCCAAUAUACAGCCUUCCUAGCAAUCAAGCAGGAGUGCAUGUCACUUAUACUAAUAGCAACAUACCAACAUCACCAGCAACUGUUGUAGUCACACCAACUACUAUAACAGCCACUGGUGAAGUUGGAACUGUUUAUACUUUAGUACAAGCUGACCAGGCUACAUCUUUUCAACCUGAAAUGACAUCUCAUGUUGGUGGUGGCAAAGACCCACCACUUCACUCGCCAAAAGUUGCUGUAUUAACCCAGCCUCCCAAUCCAGGGGCUCACACUGCUGUAGUGGCUGUAGCUGCCAAUAAUGAUCCUACUAUUAUGCCUGCACAGCAGCAGGGCCCAUCAGCUACAGGGACUUAUUACACACUAGUUGAAAUACCAGAUAAUUCUGAUAGACAAGCCACACACUAUGCUGGAGGCAGUCAGCCGACAGUCAAUACUACAAAACCUUAUGCUGUAGUUAAUGCACUACCAUCAGGUGGCAGGCAGCAGGGAUCAUCAUUACAACUAAAAAGUCCUCCUUCCUACAGAGUGCAGCAAGCAGGAAGGUAUAGAAAACAUAGGACUCCAUCAGAAGAGUCUCCUACGACUGUUUAUAAUAAAUACAGUCCAUUAGGAGUUAGUACAACUAGUCCUUCACCUCAUCAUCAGAAGCAAACACAGCCGCAGGUACCUGCACAAGAUUUGACUAGCAGUGCUAUCAGCAGCAGCAAUAGUACUAAUAAGACUCUGAAUAAUAAAAGAGGAAAAGAGAAAGAAAUCCAGACCACUACUGUUGCAGUAAUUGACAAGGAGGAACCACUCUCUGAUUUGAUUAGGCAACUUGGAGCUAUUAAGAGCAAGAGAAAGAGAGACUUUGAGAGCAUGUCAGGAGAAAGCCUCAUGACCCUUUUCCACUCUGCCCUCAAGCAGUUUAAGGAAAAUGGUAAAAAAUAUGAGCAGCAUUUGUCUAGACCUGCUAUGCCUCCUCCUAAUGUUGAAGUACUUGAUAAUUCUGGCAUCCCAGUCCAACAGACCUCAAGAUCAAGCAAAGUUGUAAGACCCAAGCCACAAAGAGUGGUGAAUCAAGCUGGAGUCUCUCUGCUAGCACAACACCAAAGAGCAGCCUCUUCUCCUUCAACUUCAUCUACUUCACCUUUCCCACCACCUUCACGUAGGAUCUCACCACCACCUUCACGUAGGAUCUCACCACCGCCUGCAUAUACACAGCAACAGUUUUCAACUGGUAGUAAUGGCAAGAGCCCAUCAGCUCAGCAAAUGCAUAGAGAUAAGGCAGCAAUGUAUCACAUCCAGACUUCAGGUGUGUUUGUACCUCCAGAAGAAGCUGUGACUCAUAAGCAAACUUCUCUACAGAAAAUUGAGUCUUAUCAUUACAAAACUCAUCAGUCACAUGUUGCUGCUCCCCCUCACUCAAAGACACCAACUGAAGGCCAUCACUUUGUCCUCAGUAAGCAGCCAAGCACUCAACAGCAGGCUCCUGCUAAAUACACGCAGCAAGGACAUCAAUAUUCUCCACUGACAUCUCCACAUCAACAAGUCUCUAAGCACCCCCAGGGACAGCAGCACUAUUCCUUUAUAAAGCCAACAGCAAGACAGAUCAUUAAAAACAAUAGGACCUACCUCAUUGCAGAUUCACCAGAUGCUGCUGUGAACAUGGCAACCGGUUCCAUAGUUGUAAGGCGUCCAACACAUUCUGAUAUAAUGACUACUGGUAUUAGCCAUUCACCAGUGAGUAGCUCUACUGCUGCUGUACUGCAGCAUCCUCCAAGAGAGCAAGAAAUAACAAGGAGUGAUCGCAUAUGCACUGCCUGUGGAAGGGAUGCUACUUUCUUGUGCUCUGGCUGCCACAAAGAGUGGUAUUGUGGGAGAGAGUGUCAGUUAAAAUCUUGGGAUGAACAUGCCACAAUGUGCAAGUCUUACUAAAAAACAAUGAUAAUGUACAUGAAUGUUUAACAAUGAACUGUGUAUGAUAAUAGUAAUAAUUAUUAUAAUUUAUUUAUCAAUUAUUUAUCUUGAUGGAAAUGAUUUGUCUCUA